This is a messenger RNA of Haliotis rubra (blacklip abalone), 3598 nucleotides long. Its product is annotated as polypeptide N-acetylgalactosaminyltransferase 5-like. The record is from RefSeq and is a predicted model, not a curated record. Gene Ontology annotation, cellular component: Golgi apparatus. The transcript has 11 exons. NCBI's taxonomy places the organism in Eukaryota, Metazoa, Mollusca, Gastropoda, Lepetellida, Haliotidae. The coding region runs from base 1364 to 2503 and encodes 379 amino acids.
CAGGCGCUCUCUCUCAUAAACCAUCCCCUCUAUCGUGCGAGUAUACUCGUGUGGUGAUGUAGAAUUAUAAAGAAUAUCCACACGUGUACGUUAUGCUUGCAACAAAUGACAGUUUGCUGAUGCUUUGGAAAUAACGCAUUACAGGGAAAAGGCAGACUUAGUCUGUGAUAUGAUCUUUAAAGGAGCACUAUUUUAAAAAUGGGCGCUGCACUAACUCAGAGCGUCUGCUUCUUGUCAUGCUGAGGGUGAUGCGUGACCAGGAUCUUGUUGAGAUACAGGGACUGGUUUGAUGCAUUGGUGUAGUGGGAUCAAGGAAUCAAUAAUCGACGUGAGUAUGUUGACAUUUGGCUAUGAUCUUCAACAUGAAAGAUGUACUUCCAUCAGAGACCAGCCACGAAUACACCUAUCGUCACAGAUGUAAAUAAUACGAUGGUCACAAUACCUUUAUAAUCAUACAUUGCGCCAAACCGUUGAUUUUGAUCGUAAAUGUAUAUUCAGUGUCUUUAUAACUGCAUGUAUUGAAUCAAUAUGAAACGCUCCAAGAUACGGAUUAUUAAGGUGUUAAUGCUCGGUGGGAUGUUACUAUUUUUAUACACGACCCGAUCCCUGGUCCAGAGUGUCGAUAAACAAUUGACUGUUGACCCCGGAAGGAAAUACUGGAACUGGGACAUAUACCGAAUUUGCCGAGAGGUGAGGGUAGUAUUGACAUACAUUUACAUCCUGCAAUCGAUGUUGUUGGAAUGGAUGUACCACAUGCUCCUGUGAGGGGAUUUAUGAAGGAUUCCGUCAUACAACACAAUAUAGAAUCCCUGGGAAACAUCUCUGGUGAUACACAAAUAAAUCAUGUACACACUGCGGUAAGAGACAGUCGGAAAGAUGUGCCGUUGAUUAGAGCGGAAGAGCAACUUGGACACCAGAAACAGAAAUCACACAUUGUGGAAUAUUACGUGGAGGAGUACGGAGGAGAGGACAGUAAUGUAACAUAUCCCCCGUUUGUGGAGUACAGUCCGGAGGAUGGUCCAGGUGAGUGGGGUAACAGUCACAAAUACAAACCCACGAGAGAUGAAAUAGUUCAAUUCCAAGUGGGCAAGAAGAGAAAUAGCUUCAACCAGUUGGUGAGCGACCGGAUAUCCGUGCAUCGUCGUCUACCAGAUUACAGACGUCCCCAAUGCAAGUCACGUGUGUAUCCAGAAGAUCUACCUCCAGCUAGUGCCAUCAUCUGUUUCCAUAACGAGGCUUGGUCCACUCUCCUCAGAUCCGUCCACAGUAUCCUUGACCGCUCUCCUGCACAUCUCAUAAGGAGAUAAUUCUCGUUGACGAUGCCUCCACUCAAGACCAUCUAAAGGCACCUUUGAAAAAGUACAUGUCAUCGUUGGGCAAGGUGAAGAUUGUCAGACACCGGAAGCAACAGGGCCUAAUCAGAGCGAGGCUGACCGGAUAUGAAGUGGCUGCUGGUCCAACACUUGUGUUCCUCGACUCCCAUAUAGAGUGCUUUCCAGGAUGGUUAGAGCCACUUCUGGACCGAAUUCGAGAUGAUCCAAGGAACGUUCCCUUCCCUAAAAUCGAUAUGAUCCACUCAGAAAAUUUCGGUACAGGAAUCGGAAAUACAAUACGACAGUUUGGUGUCUUUGACUGGAAGAUGCUUUUCUUUAACUGGGGCAACAUUAGCAAGGACAGAAAGGCCAAACAGAAAUCGCCUGCUGAUCCAAUAAGAUCUCCCACAAUGCCCGGUGGGUUGUUUGCUAUAGACAAGCAGUGGUUCACAACACUUGGAACGUAUGACCCGGGACUCCUGUACUGGGGCGGUGAGAACAUGGAACUGUCUUUCAAAGUAUGGAUGUGUAAUGGAACCCUGGAGAUGCUGCCCUGUUCUCACGUGGGUCACGUGUUCCGGUAUACAAAUCCGGUGAAGUGGAAGAAAGGCGGGGAUUCAAUAUUAACCAACUCCAUGAGGGUAGCGGACGUUUGGCUCGAUGAGUACAAGUACUUGUUCUAUGAACAGACUUCACUGCUGCAGGCCAGUAACUAUGGUGAUGUUAGCGACAGGAAGAAGCUCAGGGAAAGUCUCCAUUGUCACAGCUUCCGGUGGUAUAUAGAGAAUGUUUAUCCCGAGUGUCCUAUUGUCCCGGCUUUUAAUGCGGGUGAGAUUCGCAGCGUGUCCAGUCCAGAUCUGUGUGUUGAUGCUGGAAGCAGUGUACCGAUUGUUUAUCCUUGUCACGGGACUGGGGGAAACCAGUACUGGAAGCUGCUCCCAUCAGGAGAGGUGUGGCAGUCAAACACCAGGAGCUUGUGCGUGAAAGAAGGACACUUGGCCCACACCCAGUGCUGGGGACACAAUGCCGGCAACUGGACGUAUACCGAGGAACAGAGCCUUGAAUUGAGAAGUACAGACACAUGUCUCACGCUGGCAGUGAAUUCAAGCCUCGUGAUGAAUCCAUGUAACAGAGGAGCCAACCAAAGAUGGAUAUUUGAGAAAUCUAAAUUUAAGCAGCAUAAAACAUAAAUAGUGUGUGUUCAAAAUGUUUAAAUUCUUGAGAUUUGAAUAAAGGUUUUCGUAUAUUCUCACUGGCAACUUGAGUCCUUCUUGUAACGAUGUGGAAGAAAAGCGACGAAACCCUUUCCAUUACCAUUAGUCCAUUGGAAGAUUCCCUGUGUCUGUGACGAAUGCCACUGAUAGGGCACGAUGCUCACGAUUCAUCAAUAAUGGAAAGGUCAUAAACACAGCCAUGCUUAUACUCGGUAUCGCACAAGUACCUGUUUUAUGAUUUUGGCAUCAUUGUCCUUUUGCUACCGUUGAAGCCUUUUUAUGAACACCUGGUGUCUUCAUUGACUGCUGAUGUUCACGCAUCUUUUAAUCUGUGUCGGGAGAUAAUCCAGCCCGAUUAUUUACAUUUCAAGGCUGUUGAGGUUUGUUAAUGUUGAAGAGGGCUUUGUAGCUUGUAUCUUUGUUAGACCAGAUACACACAUUGUUACGCCUCCUCCACCAAAUCUGUCGAUCUGAAAUAUGCGCUCUGUGUCAAAACGUUCAGAGCGAUGUCCGCACACACUGAUAUCCUAUCAACCCGUGAUGAUCAUGUUAUAUAGUGUUAACUACUGAGAUGCCGCUACUGGGUUACAAUUGAUCUUCAGCAUCCAAUGCUGGUCGUAAAACACGACUAACGGGAUCGGAUUGGCACGUAUUAUGGUGUCCCAAUUGUGCAGGUUGAUGAUCGUUAUGACAAUCACGGGAUUGUCUUAUCCGGACACUUUUAUUUACAGACCACCGUCACAUCGGUGGAAUAUUGUUGAGCUUACCGGUAAUCAACAAACAAAUGAACCCGGAAAUAAAUUGUAGAGGUAUGGUACCAGUCAAAAUAUGGAAUAACAUCGAACAUUAUUUGUUGCCAUCGGUUGUCAAAUUACAAAAUGUUCCUUCAGGCUUUAUUGGGGCUUUGGGUGUAAAAGCGACCAAGAGUCGUUUGGCGCUUAUUGAAAUCUUUAAAAGAGCAAAAUAUAAAGUUGUCAUGCAUGAACACCAAAAGCUUUGGGAGAGGGCUUCAUUAAGUUGGAUAUCUUGUGCCCAAUCCCUUUCUUUAAUGAAUAAAAUAUGUUUAAAUCA